UAACAGAUUAUAUCUAUAUAAUCAUAUUGGCAUGGCAUAAUUCAUUCUUUGCUUUCUCUCAUCAAUCUGCGUUACACUUCAGUUUCUUUCUUUUUUUCAAGUUCGUCGUUGCUUUCUUUUUGAAGUUCUUUAAUUCGUUAAAGUGAAUUUCUGUCGUAGUUAGAGAUCAAGCUAAAAGAAAAUGGAAAACUCUCAUAAUUUACCCGUAGGUUAUAGGUUUCGACCUACUGAUAAUGAGAUAAUCCUUUAUUACCUCUUCAAUAAAGCUAGUGGUGUUUCAAUUCCUUCAAACCCUAUAAAGGAUUUUGAUCUUUAUGAUGAUAAUGAUCAAACAAUGAUGAAAGUGUUUCAAGAUACAAGUCAAGAAAAAAACUUUUACUUUUUUACUAAGUUAAAGAAGAAGCAUGGCAAAGGGAUGAGGAUUCAAAGAAUUACGGGUUUAGGCACUUGGAAAGAAACUCAAAAAGAAAAGAAUAUAAGUUGGGAAAAUCAAAUUAUUGGCACUAAAAGAGGAUUCAAGUUUGUGCCUAAGAAAGGUUUUGAGUUAAAUAGUAGGUGGCUUAUGGAUGAAUUCAGGCUUCAUUCUUCCUUACUCAACCAAACAAACCAAUUUGAUGAGUACGUAGUUUGUCAUAUAAAGAAUGAAAAAGAGUUAAGGUCCAAGUCACAUUUUUAUGAAGAAGACAAUAAAGUAACUCAAGAACAAGAAGCCUCUCUUCAAUCUGAUUCUGGUACUUUCAAUCUCAAAUUACAUCAACAUGGCAGCGAGCUUAUGGAUACGAUCUCUGAUAAUCUCUGGACUACUCAAGAAGUGUUGGAACCUCUUCAGUUAGAUAUGAUCUCCGAUAAUGACUGGAUUACAGAAGAAGAGUUGGAAAAAUUGCUGCUAGAUUAGGGAUCUUCUCAUUAGUUGUCAACUAUAUAAUUGCAAUCUCCUCUCAUGUUUCAAUGGUCCACGUAGAGUGAAAAAUAUAAUUGCAAUCUAAAAAGUGAGUC
Messenger RNA from Jatropha curcas, 996 nucleotides. RefSeq names its product NAC domain-containing protein 2. NCBI's taxonomy places the organism in Eukaryota, Viridiplantae, Streptophyta, Magnoliopsida, Malpighiales, Euphorbiaceae. Gene Ontology annotation, molecular function: DNA binding. Gene Ontology annotation, biological process: regulation of DNA-templated transcription. The record is from RefSeq and is a predicted model, not a curated record.